CUCUGUUGACAGUAAUAAUGAAGCUUUGUCAAUCCUUAAUGGAAAUGGAAAUGCCAGAUUACGCCGAGUCUCUCGACUCUUCGUACACCAUGCUGGAGUUCGACAACUUGCGGGUGCUGCCCACGAACUCAUCAGAAGCCAUUGCUUCCGACUCACCCAACGGCAGCUUGCUUGGGAAUGGGAUCAGCUCGCUGUGCGCCAUCUGCGGAGACCGCGCCACUGGCAAACAUUACGGCGCUUCCAGCUGCGACGGCUGCAAAGGUUUCUUCCGAAGGAGCGUCCGUAAGAAUCACGUCUAUUCGUGCAGGUUCAGCCGACAGUGCGUCAUAGACAAGGACAAAAGGAAUCAGUGUCGAUACUGCCGGCUAAAGAAAUGCUUUCGGGCAGGAAUGAAGAAAGAAGCUGUCCAGAACGAGCGUGACAGAAUCAGCAUCCGCCGAAGUAGCUACGAAGACAACGGCGCAUUGUCCAUCACUGUGCUGACUCAAGCGGAGACCAUGGCCCAGCAGUAUUCGGCUCUUCGUCCGGUCCACAGCGCCGACAUCGCCAUGAAGAAGAUUGCAACCAUCAACGACGUGUGUGAAUCAAUGAAACAGCAGCUUUUGGUGCUUGUCGAGUGGGCGAAAUACAUCCCAGCGUUCUGCGAACUCCCACUGGAUGACCAGGUUGCCUUGCUGAGAGCCCAUGCAGGGGAGCACUUGCUGUUGGGAGUGGCAAAACGUUCUAUUCCAUACACUGAUUUUCUACUAUUAGGAAAUGACUUCAUCAUCCCAAUGCAGUGUCCCGAGCAAGAAAUCGCCCGAGUGGCCAUUCGAAUCCUAGAUGAGCUGGUAAAACCCUUGAGAGAAAUCCAGAUUGACGACAAUGAAUAUGCCUGCCUCAAAGCUGUCAUAUUCUUUGACCCAGACUGCAAGGGCUUAAGCGAGCCCGGGAAGGUGAAGAACAUGCGUUUCCAAGUGCAAGUGAACCUGGAGGAUUACAUCAACGAUCGCCAGUACGAUUCGCGAGGGCGCUUCAGCGACAUCCUCCUGCUGCUGCCUCCCCUCCAAAGCAUCACCUGGCAAAUGAUAGAGCAGAUACAGUUCGUCAAGCUCUUCGGGAUGGCUCGGAUCGACAGUUUGCUGCAGGAGAUGCUACUGGGAGGUACAAAACUAGAGGGAACGGCCUUGGAUGUCCCACACUACCAGUCGGGCCCUUCCGGCCUCAACGUGGAGCCUCUUCCUGGUCAUGUCGUCUUACCCAGCAACAUCGGCUCCGUCAUUCAUACCAUCUCAGUCCCGUCACCAGAAACAUCUCUUCCUUCACCUUCCACCAGUCCCGGAAGUGAAGAUUACAAGCUAGGCCCCAACCACACCUCUGAGGCCGUGCUGACACUUUUGCCGCAGGCAAUUAUACCCAAACAGGAGAUUCUAUAAAGCACCACACCACGGAAAUCGACCACAAACCAUAAUUUUUUUUUUUUGUCUGUGAAAUCCCACCAGCCUAGCUCUCGUCAUGGCAAGUCAACCAUUCCAGUCGGAACCAGACUUCAAAGUCCUUCUCUGCCAUCCAACAAAAUGGCGGCAUUCAGCGAACAGAAGAACUCACUCGGUAUAGAUAAGUCAAAGGAAACCAACAUUUUUUUUUAAAAAAAACCUAUACCUUGGCUACAUUCUCUAGGAAUAGUUUGUAGGACUGCUUAGUUUCAUGUCAGAUAGGACACCUCCUUGUUGUAAGAGAUUAUAAUGAAUUUGAAGGCUACUAAUGUGAAGGUAACCUUCUAAAGAAGCAAGCAAGAUGAUGCCAUAUUGAGGAAGUGAACAAUUAUUAAUUCCAUGAAAUGAGCAGAUCCACACGGGCCUGUCCGUUUGCAUUGAUGAACUGAUCUGUUUUUGUAUUUGAGCACCAAUAUUGGAUGUGUAUUGUCUUCUUGCAAGACUUCUGUGGCUAAUUGUUAUUGUGUAUGUCUUUAUGUAAACAUCUAAUAUACUGUCAUUUUGCACUACCAGUUUGCUAUUCCUGUAGAAUUCAACCAAGGUAUAGAUUUUGCUUUAAUUUUUGUGGCAUUCAGCGAAUACUUGAGAACUGUCCAGUCAACCUUCUUUUUAGUGUUUUGCAUUGUUGGCAGUGUCCGUCCAUCAGAAUCGUGUGGCGAACCAAGCCGGAACGUUGCCCUUCUAGCAUCUUGUUCGAGCUGAUCCAUUCUCUGGUAAUGAAGCUGACGGAUCCAAGUGUCCUCCACAUCGGGUGUCAAUUUUUCCCUUCUGUUUGUGCCCAUUGUCCAACCUUUGCCCAUGUGCACAAUAUAGAGGAAAAAAACCCACUGAUAUUUCUAGCAUAAUAGGCCUCAGCACCAUUUUGGAGCUAGCCGUAGAUUACGACUGAGAAUGUCGCACGUCAAAAAUUGGCAGCGCAUGGCCUAUUUUCUGUUCAACGCUCAAGUACACUCCCAUCUGUUGUGUAGUAGCAGAAACAGAAUGCAAGAGUACUUUGGAGAUAAUCCAAAACAGAGUAAAUGGGGGGUGGGAAUGGGGACGGUUGGCUCCACACAGAUUAAAAGCAAAAAUGGGAUUUAUAUGCCUUCACUGCUAAUUCUUGCAAUGAGCUGAACAGUUUCUCUUCCAUCGUUAUUAUUCUUUAAAAUCGCAAGCAGGACUCACCAGGGUUUGUAUCACAAUUUUUAAAGCAGUCAAUCUUUGGAACACAAAGCA
Sphaerodactylus townsendi is the source of this 2690-nucleotide messenger RNA. RefSeq names its product hepatocyte nuclear factor 4-beta-like. The record is from RefSeq and is a predicted model, not a curated record. NCBI's taxonomy places the organism in Eukaryota, Metazoa, Chordata, Lepidosauria, Squamata, Sphaerodactylidae. Gene Ontology annotation, biological process: anatomical structure development; positive regulation of transcription by RNA polymerase II; cell differentiation. The transcript is spliced from 10 exons. Gene Ontology annotation, cellular component: nucleus. Gene Ontology annotation, molecular function: RNA polymerase II cis-regulatory region sequence-specific DNA binding; nuclear receptor activity; zinc ion binding. Bases 18 to 1415 code for a protein of 465 amino acids.